Ilyonectria robusta is the source of this 1215-nucleotide messenger RNA. RefSeq names its product gluconolactonase precursor. The coding region runs from base 107 to 1108 and encodes 333 amino acids. The record is from RefSeq and is a predicted model, not a curated record. Lineage: Eukaryota; Fungi; Ascomycota; Sordariomycetes; Hypocreales; Nectriaceae. The transcript is spliced from 2 exons.
CGCUCCACGCCUUGCUCAAUCACCGGGAUCUCGACUUCGUAUUCAACAGCUUAACACUGUACCUUACUUCACAAGCGGGAUAGACUCCUCCGCGACAAACGAAACCAUGGCAGCGUAUCCACGAGAGUUUGUCUGCCACGACGAGUCGGCUACCGCUCUCUUUGGUGAAUCCCCGCAGUUGGAGCUGCUCCUUGAGAAUACCGACUAUCCUUUUGCACACGAAGCUAGUGUCUUUAUCCAAGAAAACAGGACGCUGUUUAUCACCAGUAACCAAUUUGAAGAUGUAAAAACCGGGGAGCGAAAGAUUCAGAUAAGUCGUGUUACGCUGCCGAAAGAGGGAGGUUCUGCUUCGUGCGAGGAGAUUCAUCCGAGCGAUGUGCCGAUGGCGAAUGGAGGCGUGAACUACAACGGCGGCAUCUUGUUUUGCGCUCAGGGAACGCUGGAUAACCCGGGUGGCCUCGCAUUCAUGGAAUCCCAACCCCCAUAUCGCUCCCAUUCUCUGAUCACCUCAUACCACGGCCGGCCGUUCAACUCGGUCAAUGACGUCGUGGUACACUCUGACGGAUCAAUCUGGUUUACAGACCCAAUUUACGGCUCCGAACAGGGCAUCCGACCGAAACCUAGGUUGCCCAACCAAGUAUACCGAUAUGAUCCUCAGAGCGGGUCGAUCCGUGCUAUGGCGGACGGAUUUGGCCGUCCCAACGGGAUUUGCUUCAGUCCGGAUGAAAAGACAGUCUACGUGACUGAUACAGACUGGAUUCAUGGCGAUGGGACGACAGAUGAUUGUCGCGCAUCAAGCAUAUACGCAUUCGAUGUGGCGCUGUACUCGAAUUCACCGUUCCUCACAAACCGAAGGCUUUUUGCCAUGGCUGACACUGGGAUCCCCGACGGAAUUAAGUGUGAUGUUCAUGGGAAUGUCUACAGUGGGUGUGGCGAUGGCAUCAACGUAUGGUCUCCUGGAGGAGUCCUGCUUGGAAAGAUCCUUGUUGAGGGUGGUGCUGCUAAUUUUUGUUUCGGGGCUGAUGGAGAAGUGUUUAUCUUGAAUGAGACUCGCAUUUGGAGAGCCCAGUUAGCAACUUCAACAAAAGGAGCCUUGCUGGGGAUUUAAUUAGGGUCUAUACACCGAGCAUUGCAAUGGACGACCGGCGCCAAAGGAUAUCAAGACGCUGACAUUGGAGAAGACGUAUGUCAUCGCUUCCGUAUAAAGUGCGCCAU